Messenger RNA from Leptosia nina, 792 nucleotides. The record is from the annotation of a GenBank genome assembly. Lineage: Eukaryota; Metazoa; Arthropoda; Insecta; Lepidoptera; Pieridae.
AUGGGUAUAUUCUUCUUAAUAUUGGGUCUCCUUACUGUAAAUGUAUCGGGGUGGAACUUACAAGAAUCUCGCCAGCAGAGAAUAGUGGGAGGAGACGUAACCACGAUAGACCAGUAUCCAUCUGCUGCUUUAAUACUACUUUAUAGUUGUUUUGAUCAUGUUUUCUCCUCUGUCUGCGGUGCUUCCAUUAUAAGUGAUCGUGCAGUUUUGACAGCUGCGCAUUGUAUCAGUGACUAUGUACCUGUCAGUUAUUGGCAAACGAGGGUAGGAUCUAGCUUCGGGAAUCGGGGAGGAUUUGUCCACCAAGCCAGUAAGGUUUUGAUCCACCCGGAAUACAAUUCACGCGGUAUUUUAAACGACAUUGGGAUAAUACAGACUUCUACACCAUUUACGUUCAGUUCAUAUGUAUCUGCCGCCAGCUUUGCAGGACGAAAUUAUUAUCUGCCAGAUAAUGAACCUGUGACCGCAAUUGGGUGGGGAAUGAAUGAUACGAUCAAUCAAUCGGGCUCCGAGCAGUUGAACAGAGUACAUCUCCACACAAUCAAUUGGAAUCUAUGCGAUAGUAUUUUCCGAGAAGUUGGAUCGCCUAUUGGUGAAGAAGUGCUGUGCAUCGGUAUACCAGGUGGUGGUGUGGGAGGACAAUGUGCUGGCGAUUCCGGAAGUCCCGUUUAUCAUUACGGUGUGAUUGUCGGUGUUUGCUCAUGGGGACAUGGCGAGUGUGACAACCCUCGAUUCCCACACAUCAACGCGAUGGUGUCAAGAUAUGCAGACUGGAUUGUUCAGAAUUCGUAG